Molecule: messenger RNA, 1592 nt
Organism: Loa loa (African eye worm)
Lineage: Eukaryota; Metazoa; Nematoda; Chromadorea; Rhabditida; Onchocercidae
Exons: 9
Coding region: 54-1295 (413 amino acids)
Biological process (GO): ubiquitin-dependent protein catabolic process
Cellular component (GO): cytoplasm; proteasome regulatory particle, lid subcomplex; nucleus
Molecular function (GO): endopeptidase activator activity; proteasome binding; ubiquitin binding
Source: RefSeq, a predicted model, not a curated record
UUUCAGAAAUUCAAGAAGUUUGAUAACGAUAUUUCCCUUAAAUUUCUGUCAAUAUGAGUGUUAUGUUUGCGAACUCACGAUCCAGUCAAGUGAACAAUGGUUAUUUGGUUGAGUUCAAGGCUGGUCGGUCAGAUUUACAAGCAGGCUCGACGGUGGAUAGGCGAAAGGUUGUCGCUGAUAAAACAAAAGGAUUAAUUUUUAUCAAACAAUCCAGUGAUCAACUGAUGCAUUUUUGCUGGAAAAACCGUGAAACUGGAACGGUUGUCGACGACUUGAUUAUUUUUCCUGGUGACACAGAAUUUUUGCGAGUAAAGGAAUGUACAGACGGUCGCGUUUAUAUGUUGAAAUUCAAAAGUACAGAUGAAAAACGUCUAUUUUGGAUGCAGGAUGGUAAAACUGAUAAGGACGAUGAAAACUGCAAGAAAGUAAAUGAAAUGUUGAAUAAUCCUCCAGCCCCACGAGCAGCAGCACGCGGAGGAGCUGAUCGUGCUGGUGCUUCAUCGUUCGGUACUUUAGCAGCUUUGGGCAGUGCCGGUGCGGAUGGUGAACUUGGAGCACUGGGAAAUCUAGAUCAAAGUCAACUGAUGCAAUUACUUUCACUAAUGAAUCAUACCAACGGUGCAUCAGCUAAUGAAGCAGCCAGUCUUUUGCCGCAACUUCCACUUGUUACCGACGCACCACAUCUAGCGGCAUCAGAAGAAAGUGGAGCACCAUCCACACAGGGAGCAACACCAUCUAAUACACCUGCUAAUGGAACUAUUGCCGGUAGCUCGUCAAAUAACGCAGUGCAGCUGUCGCAAUUGAAAGAAAUUAUUGCAAGUAUAACGCCACCUGACGGACCUGGAAAAAAACCUUCAAUUGACUUUACGGAUGUGCUGUGCUGUGCUGACAAAAUCAAGGAUGUUCUGGGGAAAUAUGCGGAGCGACUAACUCCUCAUUUACCCAUUCAAGAGCCCAUCUACAGUAAACAAGAAGAACUGGAACAAACACUUCGUACACCACAAUUUCGUCAGGCAGUUGAUAUUUUUGGUCACGCCUUGCAGACUGGACAGUUAGCACCAGUAUUGCGACAGUUCGGCAUUGAUGGAAAUACAGCCACAGCUGCUGGAAGCGGAGAUAUGAUUGCAUGGGCGAUACAGUUCACAGCAAGUGAGGAUGGAAAGGAAAAGAUUGCAACAAAAAUUGAAACUUCAUCCCAUCCUGGCAUGGAAUCGGACGUUGAAGAUGAGGAAACUAAUGAAAAGGUUGUUCGUGAAGCGGAGAAGAAAUCGGACGACCACAUGGACCUCGAUUAAUUCCCUCCAUUCUUCUGCGUACAGGUUCUUCACACAGUAAAGAGUUGCACUGUGUAAGACAAAGUUUUCUAUUCGAUUCCAACUGUAACUUCAUUGUUGGAUCUUAUCUAUCUUCAUAAAAAGGAACGUCUCACUUUUGAAAAAAUGUGACAGAAUGCAAAUAAGUCAUAGAGGAAAUGAUAACAUAUCGUUCUUAUUCGGUCGAAGGAAACAUACAGACUGGUUUAUUAACUUUCUCAGAAGUGUAAACAUAUUUUACUUGCUAUAAACAGGAGAUUAUAGUAUUCGCUGUGAAAU